AAUCCAACAGCGCCCUCUUUGGGCUACCACAUUCCCUGCCAAAUGCCCAAAGAUCUAUCAAAGGGUGGCUAGCGGGCUUAAGGCCCCAGGGCCGGGAACUGGGACUGAAGAGCCAUGGGGGUGGGACAGACGAGCUCUACCGCAGUCCAAAGGAGAGUGAGAACACCAGGAGACAGGACGCAAAAAUAUCCUGAACCUUCGGUUCAAGUGUGAAGAUGCUUUCAGCUCCUGAUUCUCUGCUGCUGCCAAACCCAGGGGGAGAAUCACCCGUCUCCUAAUUUUAACCAGUAUGUGAGGGACCAGGGUGCCAUGACUGACCAGCUGAGCCGGCGGCAGAUCCGAGAAUACCAGCUCUACAGCCGGACCAGCGGCAAGCACGUUCAGGUCACUGGGCGCCGCAUCUCUGCCACUGCUGAGGACGGCAACAAGUUUGCCAAGCUCAUAGUGGAGACAGAUACAUUUGGCAGCCGGGUUCGCAUCAAGGGGGCUGAGAGUGAGAAAUACAUCUGCAUGAGCAAGAGGGGAAAGCUCAUUGGGAAGCCCAGUGGGAAGAGCAAAGACUGCGUGUUUACAGAGAUUGUGCUGGAGAAUAACUACACAGCCUUCCAGAACGCUCGCCAUGAGGGCUGGUUCAUGGCUUUCACCCGCCAGGGCCGGCCCAGGCAGGCCUCCCGCAGCCGGCAGAACCAGCGGGAGGCCCAUUUCAUCAAGCGCCUCUACCAGGGGCAGCUGCAGUUCCCCAACCAUGGGGAAAGGCAAAAGCAGUUUGAGUUUGUGGGAUCAGCACCAACUCGCCGGACCAAGCGCACCCGGCGACCGCAGCCCCUCACGUAGUCGGGGGAAAGAGGGGGCACCCUGGCCCAGAACCAACCCUCCCACCCCCGUUCAUGUAACAAGGACUGGGUUGGGGGAGGGGAGGUCACCCCCAUCAGGCUCACAGAAGAGCCCCAUGGACCACGAGGCACUCAAGAGCUCCUCCUUUUGAAAGGGGAAAGAACUGCAGCAGAAAAUGGGGGUGUCCUGAGGCUUGGGGAAAACCAGCAAGAAAGUGACACUCCCAGAUCCCAUAUGGGAUGAAGAGAGGGACAAAGAGGGAGAUGGG
Molecule: messenger RNA, 1102 nt
Organism: Dromiciops gliroides (monito del monte)
Lineage: Eukaryota; Metazoa; Chordata; Mammalia; Microbiotheria; Microbiotheriidae
Gene: FGF17
Product: fibroblast growth factor 17
Exons: 6
Coding region: 310-834 (174 amino acids)
Biological process (GO): positive regulation of gene expression; positive regulation of protein phosphorylation; fibroblast growth factor receptor signaling pathway
Cellular component (GO): cytoplasm
Molecular function (GO): type 2 fibroblast growth factor receptor binding; growth factor activity; type 1 fibroblast growth factor receptor binding
Source: RefSeq, a predicted model, not a curated record